Molecule: messenger RNA, 717 nt
Organism: Prunus mume (Japanese apricot)
Lineage: Eukaryota; Viridiplantae; Streptophyta; Magnoliopsida; Rosales; Rosaceae
Source: RefSeq, a predicted model, not a curated record
AUGUGGAGUGUCACAUCUACAAAUGUCACUUUAGCUGUAUCUGAGCGCUUGAAAGCCCAAAAUUCACUUGCAGUGAAAGUAGGUUUGGCUUUCUUCAGGUCAAUCUAUGUUUGUUUCAUGCUUUUUGGAAUUCUGGCAUCUGGGUUUGUACUGAGUGGAUUUGUUAUGAAACACCUAGUUCAGAACUCGAUUCAGACCACAGAGACCCUGAACUCUGAUUACACCAAAUCAAGUCCUGUAGCUUUUGUUCCCCUCAUGUCGUCUUCGGGUGCCCAUGGUGACCGUGUUAUACCUUAUAAUCACAAACUGCAGCUUGCUGUUUCAUUGACCAUGCCUGAAUCCGAAUACAAUCACAAACUAGGUGUCUUUCAGGUAAGGGUACAGUUCUUGUCAGCAAAUGGUAUUGUCACUGCUAGUUCAAGCUAUCCCUGCAUGCUGCGAUUCAAAAGAGGGCCAAUUCAUGUCAUCGAAACCUUUCUUAUAAGUGCUCCUCUUAUUGCUGGUUUACAAUCAGAAACCCAAGUUCUGGACAUAAAAAUGAGUGAUCACAUUGAAGGACUUGAGCCAACUGCCUGCUUGAAGGUGAUACUAGAACAAAGAGCAGAGUUUCAAUCUGUUGCAGGCAUACCUCAAAUAUAUGCUGGAUCAUUAGUGCUUCAGUCUGAGAUUCCUCAGCUGAGAAGAAAGCAGCUGAAGUGUUUCCAUGGAAGAUUAUGA